AAAAUAGGGUUUUAAGAAAAUUAGCAAAGGUGCCAGAUAAUUAUGGAUUUGAUAUAGAAUAAAUAAAAAUUAAUGAUUUUAAAAGAGUAGAAGAUUAUAAAGCUGAAAUUAGAUAUUUAGUUAAAGAAUAAGAAGAAUUUGAAGGUGAAAGAAUUUAAUUAAGAAAUAAAAUUAGAAUUCUUUAAAAUAUGCUUGAUAAGCAUCCAUAAGGUGAAAGAUAUGCAAAUUUAACACCUAUAGAAAUAUAAUAAGUAGAUGAAUUUGUUCUUAAUUUAAAAAACGUUUUAGUUAAUAAAGAUACACAUAAUCAUAAAUAAUGCUAGUUGAAAAUUUAAUUAUUAGAAGAGAAAUUAAAGGAAUUACAAAAUUAAUAAGUUAAUUUAGAUGAUGAUAAAAUAAAUUAUUUAGCAUAAUUAAAACAUUCAGAUAUACUUUCGAUUAUUAAAUAAAACGAAGAUUUAAAAAAAGCUUUGGAAAUUAUCACUGAUUAAUUAUAAAAUAUAAACCAGAAAAGGAAUUUGAAAUCUAAUAAAAAUUAACCUGUUUAAAAUAUAAAUUAAAUAGAUAAUUAAAUUUAAAAUUAAAAUUAAGAUAAUGAUUAUUUAGCUAAAUGGCCUGAACCUAUUCCUGGUAUAUAAUUUAAUUAUAAAGAUAUUUCUACUGUUAAAUCUUAUCGAUUAAAUUAAAUUAUUCCUGCAUAAUUAAUAUAAUUUUAAAAUGAUUCAGGAUUCGAUGUAAUGUUAAGUAAGUUUUAAGUUAGUUAAUUGCAAAUUAUGAAUAUUGAAUUAAUGCAUAUAGUAUCCUAAAAAGAAAAAGAAAAUUUAAUAAUCAAAGAGGAAUUGGAAGAAAUGAGAAAUUAGUUUAAAUAAUGUCUUUUAAUAUAGGAUAAUUUAUAUGAAUAGUAUUUUGAAAAAAAGGAAGAAUUUCUAAAUAAAAAUAAGAUUUUAUAAAAAUAGAUUGACGAAAAAAGUUAAGAAUUACUUCUAGUUUAAUAAUAAAUUUAAGAAUAUAUAAAAAAUCAAGCAUUAUAAUAAAAUAAUAAUUAAGGACAAAUAAAAUAAAGAAUUUAAGAAUUAACUUUAAAAAAUUCUAAAUUAGAAAUAUGCUUAGUUAGGUUAAAUAGAUAAUAUCAAUGUAUUAAAGAUGAAUAUAAUGAAAUGUCGGAAAGUUAUUAAAAUUAUAGCGUUGAAUUUUGUGAAAAAGAGAAAUUAUUAUUAAAUAAAAUACAUUAAUUAAUGGGUUGGAAAAGUAAAGCAUAGCAUUAUUUGAAAACUCUUUUAAUAGAAUGUAAUAAUUCAAUUCCUAAAUCUGAUCAUAAUGAGUUAAGAAAUUAACUAGAUAAAUAUAUAGAAGAAAUAGUUCUUAUUAAAGAAAAAAUGCUACAUAUUAAUAUCAAAUAUAAUAAAUAAAAAAUUUUGAAAGAUAAGUAUUUGAAAAAAGUAGGGAAACAUAGUUACUAAAAAAUGAAUUAAUGGAUACAUAAUUAGAAUUAGAAUUAUCAAAUAAAAUGCUAGAAAAAUCGAAUCCUUUAUUUAAUAGAUUCUAAACUGCUUUUGGUAAAAUAAUUAAGAUAAUGCAAGAAAAAAAUUAGCCCAAACAAAUUAAUUUAAAAAUAAUCUGUAAAUCAAUUAGAUUAAACUUAUAUAACUCUCGAAUAAUUUAAAUAAGUAUUUUAAUCUUUCCGGAUAGAUUUAAAACCUGAUGAAGUGGAAAUAAUAUUUAAAUUUAUAGAUAAUGACGGGAAUAAUAUGAUAGAAUUACAAGAAUUCAUUCGUAAAGCAAAAAGAAUGGGUUUAACAGUUCGUUCACACCACGAUGAAAUAAUAUAUGAAUUAUGGGAUUAAUUUAAAUAAGCUGGAAUUACAUUAGAUUAAGCCUUCACCUUAUUUGAUUAAAAUAAAGAAGGAUAAAUUUCAAAAUAAGAAAUGAUGUCUUAAAUAUAAAUUUUAAUAAAAGAAAUUAAGAAAGAAACAAUUGAUUAUAUUUUUUAAAUAGCAGAUACUUCUGGCGAUGGGAAAAUUACAUAUAGUGAAUUUUUCGGACUUUUUGAAAAUAAUAUUUAAGAAUUAAUUAGAUAGGAGGCUAUUAAGGAGAUGUAAGAUUUAAGUUGGGAGAAAAACUUGGCAUUAAAAAUAGAUGAAAAAAUACACUAGAAAGAUUUAUAUAUUAAAGAUUUAUAUACACUAUUGGAUAUGGAUAAUAAUGAUUAGAUUAGUUUAGAAGAAUUUUUCGGACUUUUUUAAAAAUUGGAAAUUUAAAUAGAAGAUGAAGAUGCGAAAUUGCUUUUUUAAGAUAUAGAUGCGGAUAAUUCUGGCUAUAUAGAAUAUAAUGAAUUAAUUAAUUAUAUAAGAAAGGCUUAGAGUGAGAAAAUUAAAAUUAUAAAAAUGUAAAAAAUAUAGAAUAAAAUUUAAUAAAUAAGUAAGGAUUUUACAUAAAAAACUUAAGAGUUUUUACAACUUUAAGAAGGGAAUAAUAAUUAGAUUUCUUCCAGUUUAUCAAGGGAAGAACGAUUUGAGAUAGAUUUUUAGUUGAUUUAGUUAAAAAAUAAGGCUUUGGUUGAAAAAAGUGAAUGUUUAGAACUUUUUAUAGCUAGAUGUGAAAAAGAUAAAGCUAAAUUAGAACUUUAAAUUAAAGAUUUGGAGGAAGAAUAGAAAUCUAAUGGGAAAAAAAUAUAGGAGUUGUUAAUUUAGAAUAAUAUAUUAGUAGAAUAGGGAUAAAAUGUAUUAAAAAGUUAAAAAAUUAAACAAGUUCAUGCUCUAAAUUAAAAAUUAAUUAAAUAAAAUUUAGAGUUAAAAAACUCUAAUAAUACAUUAAAUACUUUGUAUUAGUUUGCAAGCGAUUAGGUUAAAUAAUUACUUGUUUCAAAUUAAAAAAUUUAAUAUGAGUUUAAUACUUUGAGAGAUUUAGUUAAGUUUUUAUAAAGUUUAAGCGAUGAAAAUGUUGUUUUGGGGAAAAUUUAACACUAAUUGAUGAUUUCGAGGUUUAAUUAGGGAUUAAUUGGAUGUAAAUAUGAAAAAGUUUUGAGUUAAUUCGAAUAAGCGAAGACUGAAAUUAUUAAUUUAGAAGGAACUAUUUAAGAAUUGGAAACCGAAAAUAUCGAAAAUAGGGAAAUUUUGAGGUAAAAAAUAAGCUUUUAUGAAUAAUAAAUAUCAGGUUUAAGGAAAAAAAUAAUCCCGUGUAUAAAUAUGGGUAAAAUUGAAAGAAUGUAUAGGUAGAUUUGCGAAUUAAGUACAUAAAAAAGUAAUUUAGAAAUAUAAAAUAAUAAAAUAAGGAAUGAAAAUAAUGAAUUAAAUAUAAAAUGUGAUUAUUUUGAAUAUUUAGAAUAAGGAUUAUAGGAAAUGAAGAAUUUUAUUAAAAUAGAUUAAAAUGAGGAAUUUUAUAAAUUAAAAGUAAUAUAAUAUGCUACUUAAGUAAAUGAACUGAAAAUAUUAGAAUUUUAAUUAAAAAAAGAUAGAUAAAUUAAUAUUUAAUAGUAAGAAUUUUAUUAAAAAUAAAUGAGAUAACAUAUAGAACAUUAAACUUAUUUGGAAGUAGAAUUAGAUAAUGUAAAUAAAAAAAUAUAAUAAAGAGAAAUUUUCUGGUAAAAAAAUAUGAAGAAUUAUCUAAUAUUUUAAUAAGAAAUACUAAUAAUAAUGAAGUUAUUAAUAUAUUAGAAAAACCUUAAUAAUCAAAAUUAUUAAAUAUAGAAUUUUAAAAUAAUAAUAAUGAUUUAUAGUAAUAGUAUUAAUAAGUUGUUGAUGAUUAUAAAAAUUAAAUGGAAAAUUUCAAAAAAAAUGAAUUUGAAUUAAAAAAUUCAAUAUUAUAAAAAAACAUAGAAAUUUAAAAUUUGGAAAAUGAAAAAAAUUCUAUAUUAGAAAAAUGUUUGUAAUUGA
Ichthyophthirius multifiliis is the source of this 3872-nucleotide messenger RNA. RefSeq lists its product as hypothetical. Lineage: Eukaryota; Ciliophora; Oligohymenophorea; Hymenostomatida. The transcript is spliced from 6 exons. Gene Ontology annotation, molecular function: calcium ion binding. The record is from RefSeq and is a predicted model, not a curated record.